AUGAUUAUCCGCAUCCUCACCAAUCUCCGGGCAAACACCCAGAGUACCCCCAGCCACCCCAAAGGCAGCAAUCGAUGCCCUAUCCGGCCCAGUCGCCUUAUCAGUCUCCCGCGCCGUACCCUGCCCGACCCGCCCCUCCGUCACUCCAGGAUCCGCAAUAUGCCAAUGUGCAGUCCCCGUCGCUACGCCGAUGUCCGGGCCGAACCCGUUUAA
This is a messenger RNA of Parascedosporium putredinis, 213 nucleotides long. The record is from the annotation of a GenBank genome assembly. Lineage: Eukaryota; Fungi; Ascomycota; Sordariomycetes; Microascales; Microascaceae.